CUGGAGGACGACCGUACAAUGGACCUUUUCCGGGAUUCCGAUGUCGGCCUAGCCGAGCUAUGCGGUUUGCUAUCGGCUAACUGAAGGAGGACCGAAACCGAUCACUUUCGGAAGUCAGAACCACUCACGUUUGGGAUUUUUCAGGAGCAUUCUAUUAUCUGCCACCGCAAGCUGUGGGGAAAAACAUCGGCGGAGACAAAAAAGCUGAAAGGACUAACAUGCAUCAGACUCCUGCAGAUGCCUGUGUUUAAAAGCGAAACAAUGGGAGAGGAGGUCUACCUGCAGAGAAUCUGGAGGUGGGAGAGGUUUUUACAUCCAGGCCUGGCCACGUGCAGUGACACCGCCGUGACAUGCACAGGACUUCUUUUUGGAAUGAGUUGAUUUUUUCAUUUUUUUGUUGCCACAUUGACACUCAGCGGAAGGGAAGGCUCUCAAAGGAUCCACCAUGGACUUGGCUGGAGUUUUAUAAGUGUACAGGCAAGAUUCUGCCAUAUUUUUUUUUUAAACUUCAAAGGACGCCGUUGGAGUUGUCUUUGCUGUUAACACAAAAGAAAGUGACAUUUUGUUGAGUUGUAUACGGCUGCUGGACAGUGUGCAGCCAUCAGCCAUCCUCAGUUUCUUCCACCCACCCAGUGCCUAAAUAAGCCCCCUCGGGACAAUCACAGAAGUCAUCAGCAGCUGCUGCGCUCAAUCCUCUGCCUGUUUUUCCUAGAUGUACUUCUGCUGUCAGCCUGCUGGUCCUUCACCCGCUAAAUCUUUUAAUUUUCUGCUCCCUUACUUUGAGAUAGAUUUCCCCCCGCCCCUCCAAGCCAGAUAAUCAAAACUGAAGCACAGCGAUGAGAAUUAAUUUGAGUUUGAAGAGUUUCACACAACUCAUGUUUUAGAGUGUGCGGCAGUGUUACAAUUAACAUUCGACCUAAUUACAUUCUUGCACCAAAUCGAGUACCAUUGAAGCCAUACAAAAAUAUAUAUGAAUUUCCUACACAUAUUUUUGUAUGACAUUGUUCCUGCUUUUUUACACAUAAAUUAUAAUUCAGCACAGAAAAUUUUAUAUUUAUGCAAGUAGAACUGUAUAUUGCUAUGUGAGUUUAAAAAAUCUAUUUGAGUGAAUAUUGUAGUGCUGGGAAGUUGCUAGUGACGAUUUCCAUUCAUAUGCUGCUUUGAUUAGUGCUUAUUUGUUUUUACAUUUUAGUCAUGCCCCCUCCCAAAAAGACACAUUAUAAGUCACUUUGACCCCACAGAACAGCCUUUAAAAUAGGUAGACAGUAGAUAUCUACCUCUACCUCUCUCUCUCUCUCUCUCUCGCCCGUGAUCUUUCUCCCUUUACUCUGUCUCUGAUGCCGGGCUUCAGCACUGGGGGUGUUGGGGGAGGAGUGGGCGGCCAAGUUUCUGCUCCUCCCCGCCCUUUCCGACCCAGCCGAUAUGUCCCGGUGUCUGCAGCCACCACCUUCCUCGUCGGAUCCACCUCCCUGUUCUUCUGCUUCACCUGCCCGUGGUUGUCUGAGUAUUUGUCCUCCGUCGUUCCCAUCUACAUUGCCGUGAUCUUCCUCUUCACCCUGGCCAACUUCUGCAUGGCCACCUUCAUGGAUCCUGGAAUCUUCCCCCGAGCGGAGGAGGAUGAGGAUAAAGAGGAUGAUUUCCGCGCUCCUCUCUAUAAGACGGUGGAGAUCAAAGGCAUCCAGGUGCGCAUGAAGUGGUGCUCCACCUGUCGCUUCUACCGACCCCCACGCUGCUCACAUUGCUCGGUCUGCGACAACUGUGUGGAGGACUUUGACCACCACUGUCCCUGGGUGAACAACUGCAUCGGUCGGCGCAACUACCGCUACUUCUUCCUCUUCCUGCUGUCACUCACCACCCACAUUGUGGAUGUGUUCGGCUUCGGCCUCGUUUAUGUGCUGCACCAUCGCCAGCAACUCGACACGCCGCAUGCCAUUGUGACUAUGGUUGUGAUGUGUGUUGCUGGCAUGUUUUUUGUCCCAGUUGCUGGCCUGACUGGGUUCCAUAUUGUGCUUGUGGCACGAGGUCGGACCACAAACGAACAGGUGACAGGAAAGUUCCGUGGAGGCGUUAAUCCCUUCACUAAUGGCUGCGUGAAGAAUAUUUCACAUGUUCUUUGCAGCUCGCUGGCACCCAGAUACACUGGUCGUUACCGCAAGCCUCAGACGUUGGAAAUACAGCCCCCUUUCCUCAGGCCGGCUCUGACCGAGGCCCAGCUAGAAGCGAAGGUGCUGGACAACGGCAUCCAGAAUGACCGACACAGCACUAGAUCAAAGAGCAGUUUAGAUCAGAUGGAGAGCCAAUCGGCCGACACGGAGCCUCCGCCUCCCCCUCCCCCGAAGCCAGAGCUCCGCUACCCAGGUCUGCCUCGUGCUGACACUGAGGAAAGCAGCUUGUUGACAGAAGGCGUGCCCACACAGUCCAUGUACAAGUACCGGCCUGCGUACAACAGCCCAGGAAGGAACCACAGUGCCCACUCACAUGCUGGCAAGGUGAUCCGCGGCGAGAGUCUCGACUCUCCGUCUCCCUCUAUUCUCCAUUCCAGCCGCCAUCCCAGUUACCGUUCAGAACCAAGCAGACUGGAUGGGACCACAGUGGCGGUGGGGGGUGGUUCCGGGGCGUUCAGAGGGGGAGGGGAGAGGGGCGAGGGCCCCGGAGGUUCAGGCAGGACUGUGGGUGGUGUGUCAGGGGGCAUGUCGGGUUACUCCCUGACCGGGCGCUCCCACACUUCGUACCCAUCCUCUCUGGUUCUGUCCACUGGAGGCUCCCACUCCUCCAGCCUGCGCUCGGCCCACUUACCACACAAUCCUCUGGCCACCCUCCAGUCAGAAGGUACCACAGACACCAGCUACAAAAGCCUGGCCAAUCAGACCCCUCGGAAUGGCAGUCUGUCCUACGACAGCCUGCUAACACCUUCCGAUAGCCCAGAGUUUGAGUCGGCGGCCCACGAGCUGUCGCCGCAGAAGCCUCGCGCUGUGUUGCCCUCGGCGACCAACGCAGUUGUCAGAGGACAGCCUGAUAUGGUGCCCCCCGGUUCUCCGCUGCAGGGCUAUACGUCACCCUUCCUCUCAGCGCAGAUCACCCAGCAGAGGGAGGGCCAUUUGCUCCAGGGCUCUGCCACUUUCUCCUCCCCCCACAGGGCCUACCUGCGCGCCGUCAGCCCGCCCCCUCCCUCCGGUCUUCCAGAGGCCCAGCACCUGCUACAGCAUAACCACGACUCCUCCUCCAGAGCCCCCCGUAACACUGUCUCGUCAUCCUCCUCCCUGGUGGCUCGCUCGCCUGAGCCUCCUAUCUCUCCGCCACCGCGCGGCCUCUCCCUGGGCAAGUCCCAGUCUUACACUGGGGAGGCGGGGCCCCAGCACAACCCUCGGGUCACAGCGGCACUGGGAGGGGGAGGAGCCGGAGGAGGGCUUCAGGCUCCACACCAUCCUCUUCCUCCCUGAUCUGUAUUGUCCUCACGCACAAUCUUGGCCAAUCACAACACAUCCAAGCCAGGGGGUGGAGUGAAGAAAGUGACCGGCGUGGGCGGGACCACUUAUGAGAUAUCUGUUUGAGUGACAGGCCCUGGACAGCUUCUCCUUGUCCUUUUUUCUCAGCUGGAUAUUAUUCAUGACUGCAGAGCCAGACCUGGCUACCUGCUACCAACUGCCCGAUUUUUUAAAAAAAAUUCCCCCCUCCCCCAAGGAGAACAAAGACUCUUGGACGUUGGUUCAUUUUUCUCAAGCCACUUUGUGACCCACAGACUGUUUCUUCACAGGUAAGAGGGCGGGUGUUCAUUGAUGCUGUCUUAGGACAGGAGUAUUCUUGACACUCCGUCCUGUGGAUGUCAAAUUUGAAGGUGGAUUUCUGAGCGUUGACCAAUGAAGGCUGCCGCGUUUUGUGGACCACGCAACCUGUUGAGCGAAAAGCGUCAUUGAAAGAAGAAUCCAACCUAUUAAAAUACAGUAUCAUUUUAGUUUUAUAAGUUUUUAAAUAUUCUUUUAUAUAAAAUGUGUAAAAUCUUACGGAUUAUUAUUGGGUCCUGUCAGGUAUCGAUGACGACUAUCAGUGAGGGGGGUGGCAAAUGUAUGUGUAAUUUUCUUUUUUUAUGGUUAAUUGCCUAUUUUAUGAUUGAAGGCUGCAUCAGCCACUCGUGAGCUUUGGCGGGAAAUCCUCCAUGAUUCUCUCCUCUGACGUGGCAAAUAAUUGAGCUUUUAUUUUCCUAAAGCCACAGAGAUAUUGGAAAGUGGAAGGCAUCUUUGCGGAAUGUACACGUGUAAUGUUUUUGUGCUCGAGGCGUUAUGCAAAAUCAGUUGUGUAGCUUUAAAAUCAUUGUCGUUUUUGUUUUCUGACGCGAGCCUUUUCAUGGAUGACCAGCCAAUUAGGGCUAGCGAGGGAUGGGCUUAUUUAUUUCACCUUUUACACAAAAAGCAGAUCUGAGGAAACAUUUCAAACCAGUCUCUAUUAGGUGUUUGGUAUUUUUAAAAGAAUGACAGAGCUCCUUGUGAUUUGAAAUGUUUUAGGGACUGGUUUGCAAUACAAGUCUUGAUUUAUGUUUUCUUCCCUUAGAGCAUUUAUAGUAGAGCAGGCACAUUUUUGCUUUUUUUUUGUUUUUCCCCACUUUCCAGGCAUCUUGUGUAUAGUAGGUCUGAUUUUUCACAUCAAAUUGUAAAGGUACAAGUGGCUUUAUUUGAAACCCACAGCCAUGUUGAGCAGGAAUGAAUAAUUUCAUGGAACGAAUGAAUGCAACUUGUGGGGAAAGUGUGUCUUCAUCAUGCAUGUGAUUCCUGCUCAUGCUGAUUGUUUCCCCGGCGUGUGAGACUAUUUAAAAGAAUGCACCCGCAACCAUCAAGUGGGUGGUCACAAUUUAAAAAAAAAAAAAAAAAAAAAAAGCAUCAUUAAAAGGCACAAACAGCUGAUGAAGAGAUUAACUCACGUGUGUUAUUCUCCUGCUCCCGGCCAAGGAUGAAGGCCGCUGAACAAUUCAAAGCGUAUGCGAGUAUGUUGACGCGUCAUAGUGAGAAGAAAUAUUGCUCAUUGUGGGAUUGGAACAAGUUUCACAAAUAUCUGUAACGAGAACAUUUAAGACGUUUCCAAAAUGGCCUUAAAGAAUUUUUUUUGAAGAUGUCUCAGAAUAAAAAGGUCAAACUGAUUAAACGUGUCAUUCAUUUUAACGCUAUGCUUUUUUUUUUUUUUU
Dunckerocampus dactyliophorus (ringed pipefish) is the source of this 5173-nucleotide messenger RNA. It is a transcript of the gene zdhhc5b, whose product is annotated as zinc finger DHHC-type palmitoyltransferase 5b. Bases 1338 to 3440 code for a protein of 700 amino acids. Gene Ontology annotation, molecular function: palmitoyltransferase activity. The record is from RefSeq and is a predicted model, not a curated record. The transcript is spliced from 13 exons. NCBI's taxonomy places the organism in Eukaryota, Metazoa, Chordata, Actinopteri, Syngnathiformes, Syngnathidae. Gene Ontology annotation, biological process: protein palmitoylation.